GCCCACAUUACCCUGUAUCACGGCGGAAAAAGCCCAAAUUCGGAAAUGCAGGGUGUAGCCCAAAAUCUGUAACUGAAAGGCCUGACACUGGAACUCCCCUGGUUGAUUUAUAAGCACCAUUUCCGCAUUACUCCGGUCUUUUACGCACAGCUCCAGACACUGAAGCGCGAUGAGCAGCAGAGGAAGACCGCGCAAAGUCCCGGAGGAGAACCCAGGCGCGUCUACAGCUAAAAGUCCACCGGCUCCGCUACAGGAGGAGAAGGUAGACAAGAAAUCCACGGGCACCAAAGCGAGCCGCUCUUCAAAAGUCCAGGAAAGUCCAGAAGUCCGUCCGAGGGGACAGUCAAAGGAUGCGAACUGUACCGCAGAGCAACAAAUGCCCAAAGCAACCAAAAGUGGCGAGAAGAAAGUAGCGUCCCGCUGCUCAGCAAAGAGAGACAAACACACUGAAGAGAAUCCGAGCAAAGAUCUCCAGAGUGCUCCUGAAAACGUAAAAAAAAGCCAGAGAUCGGUGUCAACCAAAACAACAGACCCCAGAACAAAAAGUCCAGAAGUCUGUCUGAGGAGAUCUCCAAGUGAUGCUCAAUCUACAGAAGAGACACGAACGACCAAAACAGCAAACAGUGGGGAAAAGAAAACCUCACUUAUCUGCUCAGUGGAAAGAGGCAGCAGUAUGAAAGCGAAUCCAGGUAAAGUCCUUCAGGCUGCUCUUGAAAAGUUAAAGGUAAAGAAAAGCCAGAGAUCAGAAUCCGCCAAAUGCGUCAACGACAUCCAGAAUAAAGUCACUGAGCAUGUGAAACUGCACCUGGACUGGUGCAAAGAUAUCAACGUUCUGAAGACAGGAAGCUACUACGAAAACGUUAAAAUCUGCGAGCCUGACGAGUUUGAUGUCAUGCUGACUGUUCGUGUGGACAGGGUGACCCUCCAGCCUUUCUCAGAUGAUGGUGCUUUCUAUAGUGUGAAAAUGAAACGGCACACUCAAAGACAUCCUUUAGACAAGUUUCUCAAGGAAGAUAAUACCAUCAUGGCCAGUGAAAUGCUCAAAGAAUUCCAUGAGAAAGUAAAGGACGCUGUGAAAGCACUACAGUAUAAUGUUACACUGGAGAGGAAGAAGGGCGGCUGUCCAGCUGUAACUCUGCACGUGCAGAAGAAUGGCCGGCACAUUUUUAUCGAUUUUGUUCUUGCUCUGGAAGUCCACUCAAGCUGGCCCAUUUUCACUAACGAUGGCUUCAGCAUAGAAAAUUGGCUUAGCAAAAAAGUGAAGAUGGACCAGAGAUGGAGAGAGUUUUAUUUAGUGCCUAAAUAUGAAGGAAGAGGCACCGUAGAGAAGGAUGGAAUUAUGGCCAAAGAUGCUUGGAGAAUUUCGUUUUCACAUGUGGAGAAGUACAUCUUGAAAAACCAUGGCAACAGUAAAACCUGCUGCGAGGGAGGACAGAAAUGCUGCAGAAAGCAGUGUCUGAAACUUCUGAAAUACCUGUUGCAACAGCUGAAGGAGAAGCAUCCGGAGGAUGUGGACAAGCUCUGCUCGUACCAUGCUAAGACAACACUGCUUCAUGCCUGUGCUACCAGAGUGAAGGACAGCGAGUGGGAAAGCAGCGAACUCUUGCACUGCUUUGAGCAAAUUCUCAUGGACUUUGAGCAACACCUGAGGUCCUGCCAACUUCCUAACUUCUUCAUCCCCUCCCAAAAUCUGUUAAGUGGUAUUAACAAGAGAAAAGGCAACCUCCUAGCAGACUACAUUGAAAUGGAACGUAACAACGGGUUUCCUUUACUGUGUUGAGUCCAGAUAUUCUGAGUCUCCCAAACUUUGCGUCUGUAUAGUAGACAGUGGUGGGAUUUAUGUAAUAAAGGGAACAUGCCACCAAAAACUUUUCUUGUUGUUUUUGAAAUGUCUCUAUGGGACUAGGGAACAUGCUGGCCUUUUUCAAAGUGGACCAUUACCUUCCCAGGCUGUAACAUGCAUAGAAAAUAGAGUCCAGUUUAAAAAAACAACAACUCCCCCCUCAUUCUUUAUGGUACCACCCCUCAUAGCAAUCUACAUCAAGAAGGCUAGAGUCUUCUAUGUAGUUUUUCAGCAAAUGAUAUCUGGAAGAAACAAGAAGAGAUGUCAGGGGAAAAAGCGCAAGCAUGCUAUUCCAGGAUGCACAAAAGAAACCAAGUCUGCAUACUCUACCAAAGCAUCCGGUGACCUCUUGCUGACCCUUGAAAAUCCAGGGAAGAGGAUGUAAAUCUUGCGCUGGGCUGUGUCCAUAUUCACAGCAGGUCUCCAAAGUAAACAGCCUGUCCUCUUGGUUGUGGCACUAGUUUGCUGUCCAAGCCUUCAUUUUCCUCUUCUGGCUCAGGUUCAAUACACAAGGCUGUAAUCCUUUUGCAGAAGCCAUUGCUUACUUUCUUAGUUUAGCUACAACUCCACGUGUUGGCAGUAAGGGCGUGGUAGCCAGUUCUUGUUCACAGAUGUUAGCCAAUCAGAGCAAUGCUAAUUACAUGUUUAAUAUUAAAGCACAACUGCAAAAUCAGCCCGUCUUAUCCUAUAGGCUUUUCAUACCAUACUAAUAUGGCAUAAGAAAAAAAAAAAGCCAAGGUGUCUCUACAAUUAAAAAUAAAAAUCCUCCGGGAAUGAUCAA
This is a messenger RNA of Neoarius graeffei (lesser salmon catfish), 2624 nucleotides long. RefSeq names its product cyclic GMP-AMP synthase a (gene cgasa). The transcript has 5 exons. Gene Ontology annotation, biological process: DNA damage response; positive regulation of defense response to virus by host; paracrine signaling. Gene Ontology annotation, cellular component: cytosol; site of double-strand break; nucleus. The record is from RefSeq and is a predicted model, not a curated record. The coding region runs from base 170 to 1780 and encodes 536 amino acids. NCBI's taxonomy places the organism in Eukaryota, Metazoa, Chordata, Actinopteri, Siluriformes, Ariidae. Gene Ontology annotation, molecular function: double-stranded DNA binding; 2',3'-cyclic GMP-AMP synthase activity; chromatin binding.